Molecule: messenger RNA, 540 nt
Organism: Coffea eugenioides
Lineage: Eukaryota; Viridiplantae; Streptophyta; Magnoliopsida; Gentianales; Rubiaceae
Product: MDIS1-interacting receptor like kinase 2-like
Exons: 1
Coding region: 1-540 (179 amino acids)
Molecular function (GO): protein binding
Source: RefSeq, a predicted model, not a curated record
AUGGGUUCUUUCGAAAUAAUCUCCAUUUUCCUUAUUGUCCUACUUUUCCCAUCAUUUCACCCCAAAGGUGGAGCUUCAGCUUCUGCUGAAGAGGCUGCUGCACUUCUGAAAUGGAAAGCCAGAUUUCAGAACCAGAACAAUGGCUUGCUAACCUCAUGGAACCUUCAAUCCAUGAAUGCUAGCAACUCUUCCAACCUUCCAUGCACUUGGGCUGGUAUUUCUUGCAUUAAUGGAAGUGUUAACAGGUUGAAUCUCUCAGCAUGGGGUAUUAAAGGUAGCCUUUAUGACUUCCCUCUUUUGUCCCUCCCAAAUCUUGAAUAUCUUGAUCUCAGCCUGAACCAGUUCUUUGGCAGCAUACCUCGUCAAAUAGGUAACCUGUCGAAGCUCAUUUAUCUUGAUUUCUCAGUUAAUGAGCUGUCACAAGAAAUCCCACCUGAAAUUUGCAACCUAAGAAACAUGGUUCGCCGUCGCGGGUUGCGGUCACGUCGCGGUCUCGAUUGUUCCACAUCCGUCGCAGCAUAUCAGUUAAAUAUCGGGUGA